Cydia pomonella (codling moth) is the source of this 3080-nucleotide messenger RNA. RefSeq lists its product as uncharacterized. The record is from RefSeq and is a predicted model, not a curated record. Lineage: Eukaryota; Metazoa; Arthropoda; Insecta; Lepidoptera; Tortricidae. Bases 543 to 2495 code for a protein of 650 amino acids. The transcript has a single exon.
AAAUAUCUAUCAAAUGAGGAGUGGGACAAAAAAAAAAACACCUUAAGUUACGUGAAUGGAGUGCCUCCCUAGAAAAAAAAAUUAACUUCUAAACUUAAUGGCUUACAGAACAUAUCUGUGAUUCAAAUUUCAUUAAAAUAUAGGUAUAAACUACCUUCUAAUUUUCAUAAAUGACCGUCACCGUUAGACAGACGGAUGGACGGGCGGUGGCGGACAUGAUAAAAUUAUAAUGUUUAUAUUUUUGUUUGGCUAGGGAAGCCUGAAAACAACAAUACAGUAAACAACAUAGUCAAUCAGAAUGUCGUGUCAAUACGCUCAGAAUUACAAGUUUAGUAUAAGAAGGUUUCAAACAGUUAACGCAAAUAAACCUUUCACAAUUUUCCCAUUUUAAUUUCAAUUAAGAAACACUUAUUUGGUCACGGCUAUUAGUUUUUGAGCUAUAUGAUUCAUUAUGAUAACAUAAAGAUCGUAGGCUCAUAACAUUUUAUAGUGAGGUAGCUAAUAAAUAAAUCAUACGUAUUAUUGUAACCAAGCGCUUCGGUAUGAACAGAAAAUUGUGUUUUAAAAUGAAUGCCUCGAAAACCGCGUCAUGCAUGAGGCCCCGCUUUAAGAAUUUAGUUCUGCUGUGGAUUAUAGUACUUGGAAGUGGUUCUUUUAUGGUUAUAGUAUUUUAUGGUGACUCGCUGCCUUAUAUUAAGCAGUAUGCAAGGUUUUAUUCAUUAUCACAUUACAUAAAAAUACAUCCUAUUGAAAAAUACAACACAUUUUACACUGAUGAUGAAAUUCGAAAAAUGGGUCCCCAAAUUAAAGAUAUCAAAUCGUGCAAAACUCACCCUUUGCUGGGUUCUAACAAAACUCAUAUUUGGGUUGAAAAAGAUAAUUUGCCUUAUUACAAUUUAAGUAGUUCUACAAGUAUUGCUUGCUGUUAUAAAUCUUUUUACCGUUCGAAAUCGAUAGACGACAUUACGUCUUCCAAAAUCGAUGAUCGAGUCAAAUACAACCCUUGUCGAUUUUUUUCUGAUUUUAUUCUAGUUGAAGACGAAUUUGUCAGAGUUAAUUGUAGUCACGGAAACAAACUAUUCGAUUCUUUUUUUCUAUUUGCUCGUGAAAAGAAAACCUCAGUAAAACCAAAGAUAGAUUUACCGUAUAACGUACUGAUUCUUGGAAUAGACUCGGUAUCUAGAUUAAAUCUCCACAGGACCAUGCCCAAAACUGUAACAUUUUUGAACACGUUGGGUGCUGUAGAAUUGUUAAGAUAUAAUAAAGUAGGCGACAACACAUUCCCCAAUGUAAUACCACUUUUGCUUGGUAAACACGCAACAGAGCUGCAGGAUACGUGUUGGCCCAACAAGAAGAUGACGUUCGACAACUGUCCUUUUAUAUGGGAGCGGUUCCAGCAGGCAGGCUUCGCUACAGCUUACGGAGAGGAUUACGCAAAGAUCGGGACGUUCAACUAUAACAAGCGCGGCUUCGCGGGCUCUCCCACCGACUACUAUCUGCGUCCCUUCAUGAUCGAAGCUGAUACUUAUGCCAAAACAAAGAACGGAGGAAAAAUCACAUUUUGCUUGAACGAUAAAUAUAUGUAUAAAAUUCUUCUGGACUAUGUCGAAGACCUUACAUCUUUAUCCAAAAUAAAUCUAUUCGGGUUUUUUUGGGAAAACACAAUGACCCAUGACCAUUUAAACUAUCCAUCAGUGAUGGACGAAGACUACACAGCGCUGCUUAAGAGGAUGCAAAGCUCUGGUUAUUUGAAUAAAAGUAUUAUUUUUGUACUGAGCGACCAUGGUUUUAGAUGGGGCAAAUUUCGUAAAACUAGACAAGGAUUUUUGGAAGACAGGUUACCCUUCGUAUUUGUAGUUACGCCUCCAUCGUUUCGUAUAAAUUUUAAUGAGGCGUAUAUAAAUCUGGCACAAAAUGUUCAUCGCCUAACUACACCAUUCGAUCUGCACGCCACUUUAAUCGACUUAAUUCAUCUGAACACCAUUGAAAAUGCUAAAAUUAUUUCCCGAAGCUACGAAUCUUACUCUAAUCAACGAAGCAUCAGUUUAUUUUUACCAAUUCCGGAGAGCAGAACAUGUGAAUCAGCAGCCAUAGAUCCCCACUGGUGCGUGGAUAACGGAAACACUAAAGUAGAUUCCAAUAGUACUGAAGCCAGGGACGCAGUAGAAUACGCCAUGAGGCAUUUGAACGGUCUCCUUAAGGAUUAUCCCCAGUGUGCUGGGCUCACUCUUGACAAAGUGUUGCUUGCUACUCGACUGAUAUCUGACAGCUCCAAAGAGAAAAUUAAGAAAUCAGUUGAGUUGACUGUCGCGUUCAGUACGAACCCAGGAGGAGGCGAGUUUGAAGCUACGCUGGGGAGACAGGACGGUCCCGGCAGCCCCUGGCUUCUGUUAGGCUCCGCAAGCCGAAUCAACGCCUAUGGCAACCAAAGCUACUGCAUCCGAGAGCAACAAGAUGCUCAGUUAAAGCUUUACUGUUAUUGCAUUAAUAUUUAAUAUCGACGCUAUUUGGAAAAAAAUGUUAGUAUCUUAAAUAAAACAAUGUGACUUAGAUCAAUAUUUGGGGAAUCGCUAGUACUACAAUUUUAAUAUACUGGAUUUUGUUGAAAUAGUUUGGUUUAUUAGAAAACACAAUCUAAUGAGGGCGCCACUGGAUGGUCGGCGCCUUCUUAAUAUUAAUUUCCCUUCCGAUAAAUGUAGGAUCGAAUCAGUUACUAAGUUAAUAAUAAUGAAUAAAGAGCAAAUUAGUGUAAUGGAUUAUUAUUUUCCUUGUAAUUAUGAUCUAAAGUCAAAGUUUAAAAAUAAUACCUUGUAGGUAUCUAAGGAUCCAGCGCUGACCUGAGCACUCGAUCAGAUUAGAGUGAGAUUGAGUUUUGGCGCCCUAGGUUAAACUUUAUUACCCAAAUUGCAGUUUAAUAAUAGUACAUUACGAUACAAGUGCGAAAAAAAGGAAAUUCGAAAUGAGUGGCGAUAACUUAAAACACGACCGAAGGGAGUGUUUUAAAUCGGCACGAGUUGCGAAUUACCUAUUCGCACAUGUAUUGUACAACGUUUUACAGUACAUAUGGCCCUUAAUAUGAU